AUUCCCAAAAUUAAUAUUUUACUUAAACUAUUUCUUGAUAUUUUAAAUUUUAUUAUAAUAAUUAGAUUUUUAACUAGAUUUAUUUUUAUACAAAUAAAACACCCUUUAGCAAUAGGAAUAAUAUUAUUAAUUCAAACUUUAUUAAUUUCAAUAAUUACCGGAAUUAUAAUAAAAACAUUUUGAUUUUCAUAUGUCUUAUUUUUAAUUUUUAUAGGAGGAAUAUUAGUAUUAUUUAUUUAUGUAACUUCUCUUUCAUCAAAUGAAAUAUUUAAUUUAUCUAUAAAAUUAAUUUUUUUUUUCCUUAUUAUAAUUAUUUUAUCAAUUAUGUUUUCAUUUAUUAUUGAUAAAUCAUUAAUUGAAAAUUUUAUUACAAAUCAAGAAAUAAAUAACUUAUUUAAUCAAGAAAUAUUAAUUUUAGAAAAUACAAUUAUAUUAAAUAAAAUAUAUAAUUUUCCUACAAAUUUAAUUACAUUAAUUUUAAUCAAUUAUUUAUUUUUAACUUUAUUAGUAACUGUAAAAAUUACAAAAAAAAAUUAUGGUCCUCUUCGACCAAUAUAAUAAAUUAAUGAAUAAACCUUUUCGAAAACAUCACCCACUAAUUAGAAUUGCUAAUAAUGCAUUAGUUGAUUUACCUGCCCCAUCAAAUAUUUCUGCCUGAUGAAAUUUUGGAUCAUUACUAGGAUUAUGUUUAAUUAUUCAAAUUUUAACAGGACUAUUUUUAGCUAUACAUUAUACAGCAGAUAUUGAAACUGCAUUCAAUAGAGUAAAUCAUAUUUAUCGAGAUGUAAAUAAUGGAUGAUUUUUACGAAUUUGUCAUGCAAAUGGAGCAUCAUUUUUUUUUGCAUGUUUAUUUUCUCAUGUAGGACGAGGAGUUUAUUAUAGUUCUUAUUUAUUUAUUCCUACUUGAAUAACAGGAGUUAUUAUUUUAUUUAUAGUAAUAGCAACAGGAUUUUUAGGUUAUGUUUUACCUUGAGGACAAAUAUCAUUUUGAGGAGCAACAGUAAUUACUAAUUUAUUAUCUGCUAUUCCUUAUUUAGGAACAGAUUUAGUACAAUGAAUUUGAGGAGGAUUUGCAGUAGAUAAUGCUACUUUAACCCGAUUUUUUACAUUUCAUUUUAUUCUUCCUUUUAUUAUUUUAGCUCUUAUAAUAAUUCAUUUAUUAUUUUUACAUCAAACAGGAUCUAACAAUCCUUUAGGAUUAAAUUCAAAUGUAGAUAAAAUUCCCAUUUCAUCCUUAUUUUAUUUAUAAGGAUAUUGUAGGGUUUAUUGUAUUUAUUUGAAUUUUAAUUGCUUUUAUUUGAAAAUUUAAUUAUUUAUUAAUAGAUCCAGAAAAUUUUAUUCCUGCUAAUCCUUUAGUUACUCCUGUUCAUAUUCAACCAGAAUGAUAUUUUUUAUUUGCAUACGCAAUUUUACGAUCAAUUCCUAAUAAAUUAGGGGGAGUAAUUGCAUUAGUCUUAUCAAUUGCUAUUUUAGCUAUUUUACCUUUUACACAUAUUAGUAAAUUCCGAGGAUUACAAUUUUACCCUUUAAAUCAAAUUUUAUUUUGAAAUAUAGUAAUUAUUUCAAGAUUAUUAACUUGAAUUGGAGCUCGUCCAGUAGAAGAUCCUUAUGUAUUAGUAGGACAAAUUUUAACAGUAUUAUAUUUUCUUUAUUUUUUAGUUAAUCCUUUAUUAACAAAAUUUUGAGAUAAAUUAUUAAAUUAAUUUAAA
Molecule: messenger RNA, 1709 nt
Organism: Uranotaenia lowii
Lineage: Eukaryota; Metazoa; Arthropoda; Insecta; Diptera; Culicidae
Product: NADH-ubiquinone oxidoreductase chain 6-like
Exons: 1
Cellular component (GO): mitochondrion
Source: RefSeq, a predicted model, not a curated record